AUGGACGAGCCGCUUGGGUUUACAGAGGUAGAAACAUUGAUGGGAGCAUCCUCACAAUCGCAGCUUCAGGCUUCACAUGGGAGCUCUUCUAGUUUGACUUAUGCUGACCCAACCGAGACAGUAAGCUCGCACAAAGAAGCUCGUGAAAAGAAUGUUACUGUAGCUAUUCCUGGAGUUGCGUCCUCUCAAGUGGAAAUACUGCCAAAUUUGCCGGAGCAACAACCUCACUUGGAUAAUAAGCUCAUCAACUCAUUCCGUGAGGCUACUAAAAGGCGACUCGAGUUGACACAACCUACCUUAAUUUCUGCAACGGGGGUGUAA
Messenger RNA from Arabis nemorensis, 321 nucleotides. Lineage: Eukaryota; Viridiplantae; Streptophyta; Magnoliopsida; Brassicales; Brassicaceae. The record is from the annotation of a GenBank genome assembly.